AUGUUCCCGAUAUCGCAAAUGUCGACGAUUGAUGAGACCAAAUCGGGCUCUGUGACAGAGGUGCAAGUGCCAGAAGAAGCCAUCAAAGACGUCGCCUAUGAAUUGUUCCAGGAAGGUGGGGCCAACGAUGAAGUGGACCCUAAAGACUCUUCCCGUAUAGCCAGAAAACUCGACGUCCACAUGAUGUGGGUGCUGUGCACUCUGUACGGUAUUAACUACGUUGAUAAGGCAGCACUGGCAUGGGCCGUUCUGUUUACCUUCGAGGAAGACCUUGGACUCACCGGAAGUGACUACUCGUGGGUUUCGUCGAUCUUCUAUUUUGGCUACUUGGGCGCCCAGCUCCCAGCAUCCUACCUUUUGCAACGCUUCCCAGUGGGUAAAGUGAUCUGCUUCUCCUCCUUUGCGUGGGGGAUCAUCAUGCUUGCCCACAUGGGUUGCAAAAACUACGCCGGUAUUCUUGUCUGCAGAUUCCUCCUCGGAGUGUUUGAGGCCCCUGUCUCAGGUGGAUUUGUGCUAUUCACGUCUUUGUUCUACACCAGAAAAGAACAGGUGUCUCGGACCAUGUACUGGGGCUCCAUGCAGGGUAUUUUCUACGUGAUUUUCGGAUUUAUCACCUACGGUUUGGGCCACGCGCAUAGCUCCUCCCUAAAAGAGUGGCAGCUGAUUUACUUAGUUUUGGGACUCUGUUCGGUCAUUAUCGCGUGCGUGUGGUUUGCAUUGAUCCCAGACUCACCGGACAAAGCAAGAUUUCUGUCCAAGGAGGAAAAAAUUAUUGCCGUCAAAAGAGUCUCCAAAAACAUGAUGGGUGUCAAGACCAACGACUGGAAAUACAGCCAGGUUUGGGACUGCCUUGUUGACCCAAAGACGUGGCUUAUGGUUGCAUUCAUUAUCUUUUCUAUGAUUCCAAACGGUGGUCUAACCAACUUCGGCUCUUUGGUGCUUAAAAGUAUCGUCCAUAACAGGGUCCAAUCCAUUGCGAUUGGUGUGGGCAGCUCGUUUUUCUCGUCCGGCCAAAUGCUAAUUUACUCCGUUUUGUCCAUGAAGUACCACAAUUUGAGAACUAUUGGAAUGAGCGCGCCUUUGCUACUGGCAAUUGCAGGUUUGUCUGCUGUCUACGCGACAGAGGACCACGGCGCCAAGUGGGGCCGUGUUUUUGCUUACUGGAUGAUCAACUCGUACGCAGUCACGUGGCCGUUUGCUCUUUCGAUCAUUGGAUCAAACUACGCAGGACACACCAAACGUGCCACCAUGAGCAUGUUGCUGCUAAUUUUCUUUGCCGUGGGAAACAUCAUCGGUCCAUUCUGUUUUACCAGUGAGGAUGCUCCAAAAUACACCAAGGCUCUGGCUACAAAUUUGGGCUGUUUCUGUGCCUGUUUCCUCAUCGCAGUGCUCCUGAGACUGUAUCUGAUAUGGGAGAACCGUAGAAGAGACGCGAAAUACGGGCCCGUUGCCGAGCUUACGGAAGACGAAAGACAGCAGGGCAUCAUCAACGGUAUGAAGGAUCUCACAGAUACGGAAAACAAGGAGUUCCGAUUUGUACUAUAA
Ogataea parapolymorpha DL-1 is the source of this 1545-nucleotide messenger RNA. RefSeq lists its product as uncharacterized. Gene Ontology annotation, molecular function: transmembrane transporter activity. Gene Ontology annotation, cellular component: membrane. Gene Ontology annotation, biological process: transmembrane transport. NCBI's taxonomy places the organism in Eukaryota, Fungi, Ascomycota, Pichiomycetes, Pichiales, Pichiaceae. The transcript has a single exon. The record is from RefSeq and is a predicted model, not a curated record. Bases 1 to 1545 code for a protein of 514 amino acids.